GAAGAUUUUCUAGAAUUUUGAUAAAAGUAAACAUCAGAAUUUUAAUGUUUGGUGAAUCUGUGCUGGGAUUAGCUAUUUGUUGACAAGAUGGUGGUAUCAUUACCCGAAAUAUUGAGCCUGGGCGGUGAAAAAAAGUUGACAGCUUGUUUGCUUUUGUUAAUAUUGGAAUUAUUUUUGGAAGGGGCUGAGGCAGUUCCAAAUUCCGCCGAUAUUGAAAAUCAUUUGGAAUUGGGUAAACAGUUUUUGGCCCACAAUCAAUUAAGUGAUGCCCUGACACAUUAUCAUGCAGCUGUUGAGGGCGAUCCCAACAACUAUUUGACUUUGUUCAAACGCGGCACAGUCUAUUUAGCCAUGGGUAAAACCCGUUUUGCCAUACAAGAUUUUAGCCGGGUCUUGGAUUUGAAACCAGAUUUCACAGCGGCCCGUUAUCAACGUGGCACAGUCUAUAUGAAAAGUGGUGAAUAUCAACAAGCUGCAGCGGAUUUUGAACAAGUGCUCUAUGAAGAACCACACAACGAGCACGCCCACGAAUCAUAUUCUCGCAUUGCACCCGCCGAAGAACAAUGGCUUAUAGUACAGGAUUUAAUGGCACGCGGCGAUUAUAGAAAUGCCAUUCCCAUGCUGACACAACUUUUAGAAAUUUCACCAUGGUGUGUGGCAUUCCGUCAAACACGUGCCGAUGCCUAUAUCGAAUUAAAUGAUCUCCUCGCCGCCAUAUCUGACCUGCGUUCAGUAAAUAAAUUAUCACAAGAUAGUACCGAAGGUUAUUAUCAUCUCGCCCUGCUGUUGUAUAAAAUCGGUCAUGCCACCAGCGCUCUGAAGGAGAUACGUGAAUGUUUAAAAUUCGAUCCUGAACAUAAAGACUGUUUCCCAUUCUAUAAGAAGCUGAGAAAGGUGGAAAAGGGUAUUUCAAAUGCUGAACAAUAUCGUGACGAAAAGCAAUAUCAAGAUUGUAUACAAUCGGCCGAAUCCGUGUUGAAACACGAAAUGGAGGAGCAAAUGAUAAUCUAUGAAGCAAAGCGUAUUCUGUGCACAUGUUCGGUGCGCAACGAAGAUCAUGGCAAGGCGCUGGGCUAUUGUAAGGAUGCCUUGGACAUCAUGAAAGAUGCCCAAAUACUCUGUGAUCGUGCCGAAGCCUAUAUGGGUUCGGAAAUGUAUGACGAUGCCAUACAUGACUAUCAGGAAGCUUUGAGUUUGGACGAACAUCUGCAAAGAGCCAAAGAGGGUAUUGAAAAAGCCAAAAGACUGCAAAAACAAGCCGAACGUAGAGACUAUUAUAAGAUAUUAGGUGUUAAGCGCGAUGCAACAAAACAGGAAAUUGUCAAAGCCUAUCGUAAGGCAGCACAAAAAUGGCAUCCGGAUAAUUUCCAGGGUGAUGAAAAGAAAAAGGCUGAAAAGAAAUUCAUUGAUGUGGCUGCCGCCAAGGAGGUACUCACAGACCCGGAAAAGCGAAGACAAUUUGAUCAGGGUAUAGAUCCAUUGGAUCCUGAGGGUCAACAGGGUGGUCAUGGUGGUUUCCAUGGCGGUUCACCAUUUGCUCACUUCCAUCACGGGUCACCGUUCCAGUUUAAGUUCCAUUUUAAUUAACGAGACCAUUUUUAUGAUGAAACCACACACAC
Messenger RNA from Musca vetustissima, 1619 nucleotides. It is a transcript of the gene P58IPK, whose product is annotated as dnaJ homolog subfamily C member 3. The coding region runs from base 88 to 1587 and encodes 499 amino acids. Gene Ontology annotation, cellular component: endoplasmic reticulum. Gene Ontology annotation, molecular function: protein-folding chaperone binding; misfolded protein binding. NCBI's taxonomy places the organism in Eukaryota, Metazoa, Arthropoda, Insecta, Diptera, Muscidae. The transcript is spliced from 4 exons. Gene Ontology annotation, biological process: protein folding in endoplasmic reticulum. The record is from RefSeq and is a predicted model, not a curated record.